GGUCAUAAAGAAAUUAUAGCCAUCAAGCUCUGGUCCAUUUUUGGAGAGGAAGAAGCCCUUAUAAAACUGCAAACAGCGGGCAGCCCGGUCCGCAGACCUGGGCCAGCUGUGGAGAGGAAGCCUCGUCACCACCAUGAGCUUCUCCGGCAAGUACCAGCUGCAGAGCCAGGAGAACUUCGAGCCCUUCAUGAAGGCAAUGGGGGUGCCCGAGGACCUCAUCCAGAAAGGGAAGGACCUCAAGGGAGUGACAGAAAUCGUGCAGAAUGGGAAGCACUUCAAGAUCACCAUGACCACUGGGAGCAAAGUAGACAAGCAUGAGUUCACCCUGGGUGAGGAGAGUGAGAUGGAGACCAUGACUGGAGAGAAAGUCAAGUCAUUGGUUAAUAUGGAAGGUGAAAACAAGCUCGUGGCAACAUUCAAAAAUAUCAAGUCUGUGACUGAACUCAAUGGGGACACACUGACCAGC
Heterocephalus glaber (naked mole-rat) is the source of this 466-nucleotide messenger RNA. The record is from RefSeq and is a predicted model, not a curated record. Lineage: Eukaryota; Metazoa; Chordata; Mammalia; Rodentia; Bathyergidae.